This is a messenger RNA of Neopsephotus bourkii (Bourke's parrot), 13536 nucleotides long. It is a transcript of the gene AHNAK, whose product is annotated as AHNAK nucleoprotein. Gene Ontology annotation, molecular function: protein binding. Bases 195 to 13478 code for a protein of 4427 amino acids. Lineage: Eukaryota; Metazoa; Chordata; Aves; Psittaciformes; Psittacidae. The transcript is spliced from 7 exons. The record is from RefSeq and is a predicted model, not a curated record. Gene Ontology annotation, cellular component: nucleus; cytoplasm; costamere. Gene Ontology annotation, biological process: regulation of RNA splicing.
CCGGGAUCGGGACCGGGGCAAACACCGGGAUCCGCCGCCAGGAAUCCGGGAGCGGGAGGGGCCGGCACCGGGCAUGGCCCUGCCGGGGAGCUGAGCGCAGGCUGGGAAGGUGACGCAGGAGCUGCCACAAGGUCCACAAGCAAAGGCCAAGGGAUUCCUGGGGCGGAUCCAACCGGGAGCAGCGUCCCAGUAAGAUGGAGAAGGAGGAGGAGACGCGGGAGAUCCUGCUCCCCAACUGGCAGGGCAGCGGCUCCCAUGGCAUCACCAUCGACCAGACCGAUGACGGGGUCUUCAUCAAGCGGGUGCAGCAGAACUCGCCGGCCGCCAGGAUGGGCGUCGUGAGGGAAGGGGACCAGAUCGUGAGCGCCACGGUCUACUUUGACAACCUGCAGUCGGGGGAGGUGGCCCAGCUCCUCACCACCAUGGGCCACCACACGGUGGGCUUGCGCCUGCAGCGGCGAGGGGACAAGUCCCCGGUACCGGGACAGACUUGGUCCCAGGACGUGUUCACGGGUGGCAGCAGCCCUGAGGUUGUGCUGAGUGGAGAUGAUGAGGAAUACAGGCGGAUCUACACCACGAAGAUCAAGCCACGGCUCAAGUCGGAGGAGGUGCUGGAGGUGGAAGGUGCUGGGGUGCAGAGCAGCACCAUCACCGUCACCAAGAGGGUGACAGCCUACACCGUCGAUGUCACCCGCCACGACGGGGCCAAAGGCGUUGAUGUCGUCGGGACAGACUUCAAGGUCCGCAUCCCGACCCAGGAGCUCGCCCAUGGGAUGGAAACCAGCGUUGAUCCAGGGAAAAGCAUCCCGGAUGCUCCAGGCCCAGCGGCUGGACCUUGUGCCCCAAAGCCCGGGAUAACGGUGUCGGGAUCGAUGGAUGUUCCCACUAUGGAAACUGGAAGCCCUAUUGUGGUGGAGGUGCCGGUACCCGAUGGCUCCGGCUCGCUGCCGGUGGGGCCCCCCGGUGGCUCCAUCUCCAUUGGACAAACGGGAUCCUUGGAUGCAGGUUUCCAUAUCAAGGGACCCCGGUUGGAUGGGAAAGGCCCCGGUUCCAGCAUGGAUGCUCAAGGGGAGCUGCUGGGGGGGAUGCUCUCAAACGCUGCUGCUGCUGCCCCUUGCGUGCAGGGGGGGAUCCAAGCUCCUGGUGUGGACGUUUCCUUCCCAGCCAUGGAAAACCCGGCUCUGGAUGUGGGAAAAAUCCAGAUUCCUGUGUUGAAAAUGCCCAAAUUUGGGUUCCCGGUUGCAGGCUCCGGUGCUCCGGCACCACCAGCUCCAGUCAUGGACAUUCCCUCCUCCUCCAUCCAAGGACCUGAAAUUCCAGCUCCUUCCAUUGAAAUCCCAUCCCCGCAGGUGGAUGUGGGGGGGCUGAAGGGAGCACUGAAAGGCCCCAGUGUGGAGCUUCCAGCAUCCAACGCGGACGUUCCCGGUGCCAAAGGGAAGCUCCAGAUGCCAACCGUGACCCUCCCGAAGGGUCCUGCUGUGGAAGUGGCGCUCCCGAAGGUGGAUGUCGGCAUUCCCGAAGCGGCCGUGGAAGGGGAAUGGAAGGGCCCCAAGUUCAAGAAGGUGGAAACCCCUCAGAUCUCCCUCUCGGAUGUGAACCUGCAGCUGAAAGGCCCCCAUGCAAAGGGAGAUGCCGGUGUCACCGUGCCCAGGGUGGAAGGAGAAGUCAAAGGACUCGGCUCCAAGGGUCUCAAGGUGGAUGUGAAGGCUCCUGGGGUUGAGUUUGGAAGCCCAGAGGGGCUCCUGAAAGGCCCCAGUGUAUCCCCACCAGACCUGGACCUCCAUGGGAAGGGCCCUAAGCUCAAAGGAGACCUGGAUGUUGCUGUCCCGAAGCUGGGCGCUGACCUGAAAGGACCCCAGCUCGACAUCGGUGGCCCCAAGGUGGGAAUGGGCGUUCCUGAUGUCAGUGUUAAAGGCCCCAAAGUCGCGAUGCCGGAGAUGCACGUGAAGACCCCGCAGAUCUCCAUGCCUGACAUCGACCUCAACCUGAAAGGUCCCAAAGGGAAGGGAGACCUCGAUGUUUCUGUCCCUAAACUGGAAGGGGAGCUCAAAGCCCCUGGGCUCGACAUCAAAGGCCCCAAGGUUGAUAUUGAAGCCCCAGAUGUGGACGUUCAUGGUCCUGAAGGCAAACUGAAGAUGCCCAAGCUGAAGAUGCCCAAGUUCGGGGUGAAGGGAGAGGUCCCCGAUGUGGCCGUGACCCUGCCCAAGGGCGAGGUGGACAUCUCUGGUCCCAGGGUUGACAUUGAUGUACCCAGUGUGGACAUCAAAGGGAUGGAAGGGAAACUGAAGGGCCCCGAGGUGAGGAUGCCUGAGAUGCACAUCACAGCCCCAGAGGUCUCAGUGCCAGACAUGGACCUGAACCUGAAGGGCCCCAAGGUGAAGAGUGGUGUGGAGGUCUCCAUCCCCACAGUAGGAGCUGAUCUGAAGGGUCCAGAACUAGAGCUCAGAGGCCCCAAGGUUGACAUUGAAGCCCCAGAUGUGGACAUUCAUGGUCCUGAAGGCAAACUGAAGAUGCCCAAGCUGAAGAUGCCCAAGUUUGGGAUGAAGGGAGAGGCCCCCGACGUUGAUGUGAUGCUCCCAAAGGGUAAAGUCGACAUCUCUGGUCCUGGUGUUGAUGUUGAUGUGCCCAGUGUGGACAUCAAAGGGCCAGAAGGGAAACUGAGGGGCCCCAAGGUGAAGAUGCCUGACGUGAGCUUCAAGACCCCGCAGAUCUCCAUGCCUGACAUCGACCUCAACCUGAAAGGUCCCAAAGUGAAGGGAGACCUCGAUGUUUCUGUCCCUAAACUGGAAGGGGAGCUCAAAGCCCCUGGGCUCGACAUCAAAGGCCCCAAGGUUGAUAUUGAAGCCCCAGACGUGGACGUUCAUGGUCCUGAAGGCAAACUGAAGAUGCCCAAGCUGAAGAUGCCCAAGUUUGGGGUGAAGGGAGAGGUCCCCGAUGUGGCCGUGACCCUGCCCAAGGGCGAGGUGGACAUCUCUGGUCCCAGGGUUGACAUUGAUGUGCCCAAUGUGGACAUCAAAGGGCCAGAAGGGAAAGGCCUCACACUGAAAAUGCCCGAACUGAACGUCCAAACCCCCAAACUGUCCAUGCCGGAUGUAGAUGUCAGCUUGAAAGGCCCCAAAAUAGACGUGGAAGCUCCCAAAGUGGACGUUGAGAUGCCCGACGUGGACUUGGAAUGUCCAGAAGGGAAAAUAAAAGGCCCCAAAUUCAAGAUGCCCAAGCUCAAUAUCAAGACGCCGAAGAUCUCGAUGCCCGAUGUGGAUCUGAACUUGAAGGGGCACAAAGUGAAAGGAGAGGUGGACGUUGCUCUUCCAAAGGUAGAAGGUGACCUGAAAGAACCUGGUGUUACCAUCAAAGGGCCUCAAUUCCAUGUGUCUGCUCCGAAGAUUGAGGGACCCGAUGUGGACAUCACCGUGCCAAAAGGAGACAUAGAAGUUUCGGGGCCAGAGGUAGAUCUUGAAGGGCAGGAGCUGGAUGUUGGAGGAGCAGAAGGGAAAUGGAAGGGCCCCAAGUUCAGGAUGCCGAAGCUGAAUAUCAAGACCCCCAAAAUCUCCAUGCCUGAUGUAGAUUUGAACCUGAAGGGACACAAGGUGAAAGGAGAGAUGGACGUCGCGGCUCCGAAGAUAGAAGGUGAAUUGAAAGGUCCAGAAAUAGACAUCAAGGGGCCUAAAGUUGAUGUUGAGGCACCCAACAUUGAUCUGGAGUGCCCUGAGGGGAAGCUGAAGGGUCCCAAGUUCAAGAUGCCCGAGAUGCACAUCAAGGCUCCCAAGAUCUCCAUGCCUGACGUUGACUUCAACCUGAAAGGACCCAGUGUGAAAGGGGACAUGGAAGUCUCAGCUCCCAAGCUUGAAGGUGAACUGAAGGCUCCCGAUGUGGACAUCAAGGGCCCCAAAGUGGACAUUGAGGCCCCAGACGUGAACAUUCAAGGCCCAGAAGGGAAGUUCAAGAUGCCCAAGUUCAAGAUGCCCAAGUUUGGGAUGCCCGGAUUCAAAGCAGAAGGUCCAGAGGUGGACGUGAACCUCCCAAAGGGAGAUAUUGAUGUUUCUGGCCCAAAGGUGGACAUUGAAGGUCCAGAGGUUGACAUUGAAGGUCCCGAGGGGAAAGUAAAAGGCCCCAAGUUCAAGAUGCCUGAGAUGCACAUCAAGGCUCCCAAGAUCUCCAUGCCUGACAUUGACUUGAACCUGAAAGGUCCCAAAGUGAAGGGAGAUGUGGACGUCUCUCUACCCAAGGUAGAAGGUGAAUUGAAGGGCCCAGAAAUAGACAUCAAAGGUCCCAAAGUUGACGUUGACCUUCCCGAUGUUGAACUGGAAGGUCCUGAAGGGAAACUGAAGGGCCCCAAGUUCAAGAUGCCUGAGAUGCACAUCAAGGCUCCCAAGAUCUCCAUGCCCGACAUUGACUUGAACCUGAAAGGUCCCAAAGUGAAGGGAGAUGUGGAUGUGUCUCUACCCAAGGUCGAGGGUGACUUAAAGGGUCCAGAAUUGAAUAUCAAAGGUCCCAAAGUUGAUGUUGACCUUCCUGAUGUAGAGCUGGAAGGUCCCGAGGGGAAACUGAAGGGCCCCAAGUUCAAGAUGCCCGAGAUGCACAUCAAGGCUCCCAAGAUCUCCAUGCCUGACGUUGACUUCAACCUGAAGGGGCCCAAGCUAAAGGGAGAUGUGGACGUUUCACUUCCCAAGCUCGAGGGUGACCUGAAGGCUCCCGAUGUGGACAUCAAGGGCCCCAAAGUGGACAUUGAGGCCCCAGAUGUGAACAUUCAAGGCCCAGAAGGGAAGUUCAAGAUGCCCAAGUUCAAGAUGCCCAAGUUCGGGAUGCCGGGAUUCAAAGCAGAAGGCCCAGAGGUGGACGUGAACCUCCCAAAGGGAGAUAUUGAUGUUUCUGUCCCAAAGGUGGAUGUUGAGAUGCCAAGUGUGGACAUUGAAGGUCCCGAGGGGAAGCUGAAGGGCCCCAAGUUCAAGAUGCCUGAGAUGCACAUCAAGGCUCCCAAGAUCUCCAUGCCCGACAUUGACUUGAACCUGAAGGGGCCCAAAGUGAAGGGAGAUGUGGAUGUGUCUCUACCCAAGGUAGAAGGUGAAUUGAAGGGUCCCGAAAUAGAUAUCAAAGGUCCCAAAGUUGAUGUUGACCUUCCUGAUGUAGAGCUGGAAGGUCCCGAGGGGAAGCUGAAGGGCCCCAAGUUCAAGAUGCCCGAGAUGCACAUCAAGGCUCCCAAGUUCUCCAUGCCUGACGUUGACUUCAACCUGAAGGGACCCAAGCUAAAGGGAGAUGUGGAUGUGUCUGUCCCCAAGCUUGAGGGUGAACUGAAGGCUCCCGAUGUGGACAUCAAGGGUCCCAGCGUGGACAUUGAGGCCCCAGACGUGAACAUUCAAGGCCCAGAAGGGAAGUUCAAGAUGCCCAAGUUCAAGAUGCCCAAGUUUGGGAUGCCGGGAUUCAAAGCAGAAGGUCCAGAGGUGGAUGUGAACCUCCCAAAGGGAGAUAUUGAUGUUUCUGGCCCAAAGGUGGAUGUUGAGAUGCCAAGUGUGGACAUUGAAGGUCCUGAAGGGAAGCUGAAGGGCCCCAAGUUCAAGAUGCCCGAGAUGCACAUCAAGGCUCCCAAGAUCUCCAUGCCUGACAUUGACUUGAACCUGAAAGGUCCCAAAGUGAAGGGAGAUGUGGACGUGUCUGUGCCAAAACUGGAGGGUGAAUUAAAGGGUCCUGAAAUAGAUAUCCAAGGUCCCAAAGUUGAUGUUGACCUUCCUGAUGUUGAACUGGAAGGUCCCGAGGGGAAGCUGAAGGGCCCCAAGUUCAAGAUGCCCGAGAUGCACAUCAAGGCUCCCAAGAUCUCCAUGCCCGAUGUUGACUUCAAUCUGAAGGGCCCCAAGCUAAAGGGCGACGUAGAUGUGUCUGUCCCUAAGGUAGAGGGUGAUGUGAAGGUUCCUGAUGUUGAUAUCAAGGGCCCCAAAGUGGACAUUGAGGGUCCUGAUGUCAAUAUUCAAGGCCCAGAAGGGAAGUUCAAGAUGCCCAAGUUCAAGAUGCCCAAGUUCGGGAUGCCGGGAUUCAAAGCAGAAGGUCCAGAGGUGGACGUGAACCUCCCAAAGGGAGAUAUUGAUGUUUCUGCUCCAAAGGUGGACAUUGAAGGUCCAGAGCUGGACAUUGAAGGUCCUGAGGGGAAGCUGAAGGGCCCCAAGUUCAAGAUGCCCGAGAUGCACAUCAAGGCUCCCAAGUUCUCCAUGCCUGACGUUGACUUCAAUCUGAAGGGGCCCAAAGUGAAGGGAGACGUGGACGUGUCUGUCCCCAAGCUCAAGGGUGACCUGAAGGCUCCUGAUGUGGACCUCAAGGGCCCCAAAGUGGACAUUGAGGCCCCAGACGUAGACAUUCAUGGCCCUGAAGGUAAAAUCAAGAUGCCCAAGUUCAAGAUGCCCAAGUUUGGGUUGUCUGGAUUGAAAGGAGAAGGCCCAGAUCUUGACGUCAACCUUCCUGAGGCCGAUGUUGCUGUUUCGGGUCCCAAGGUUGAUGUUACUGUUCCUGACCUGGACAUUGAAGGGCCAGAAGGGAAACUGAAGGGCCCUAAACUGAAGAAGCCUGAGAUGGGCUUCAACGUUCCCAAAAUCUCCAUGCCUGACAUUGACUUACAUCUGAAAGGUCCCAAAUUUAAAGGUGACGUUGAUCCUUCUCUUCCUAAAGUAGAGGCUGAGCUGAAGAGCCCCAAGCUGGACAUCAAAGGGCCAGAGGUUGAAGUUGAGGGACCAAAGCUUGAUCUAGAAGGAAAAGGGAAAAAAUCCAGGUUUAAACUCCCCAAAUUUGGCUUUUCUGGCCCCAAAGUGCAAAGCCCUGAGGUGGACCUGAAAAUGAAGAAACCUGAGGCUGAGCUGUCUGGCCCCAAAGUUGAUGUUGCUGCUCCAGAGGUGGAUAUUCAGGCAAAAUCAAAGGGCUCCAAGUUCAAAAUGCCUUUUCUGACCAUUUCCUCCCCCAAAGUCUCGAUGCCAGAUGUGGAGCUCAACCUAAAAGGGCAUAAAGUGAAAGGGGACUUGGAUGUUUCCAGCCCCAAGUUGGAAGGGGAACUGAAAGGGCCUGAUUUGGACAUCAAAGGCCCCAAAGUCAACAUUGAGGCACCCGAUGUGGAUGUUCAUGGACCAGAGGGAAAACUCAAGAUGCCCAAGUUCAAGAUGCCCAAGUUUGGGAUGUCAGGGUUUAAAGCAGAGGGACCCGAGGUGGACCUCAGCAUUCCCAAAGCAGAGGUGGAUGUUUCAGGUCCCAAGCUGGAUAUCGAAGGUGCUGGCUUGGAAAUAGAAGGUCCAGAGGGGAAGCUGAAGGGCCCCCACUUGAAGAUGCCAGAAGUGAGCAUCCAAGCACCCAAGAUCUCCAUGCCUGACAUCGACCUGAACCUGAAAGGUCCCAAAGUGAAGGGAGAUGUGGACGUGUCUCUUCCUCAAGUGGAUCUGAAAGGCUCAGAUGUGACUGUGAAAGGACCCAAAGUGGAUGUCGAGGUUCCUGACCUUGACAUUGAGGGUCCCAAAGGCAAAUUGAAAGGCCCCAAAUUUAAAAUGCCUGAAAUGAAUAUCAAAGCUCCCCAUAUUUCCAUGCCAGAUUUGGACUUGAAUUUGAAAGGUCCCAAGUCCAAAGGGGGGGUAGACAUCGACCUUUCCAUGCCGAAACUGGAAGGGGACUUGAGCGUUCCAGACGUUAACAUCCAGGGACCAAAGGUUGACAUUGAUGCUCCCGAACUGGAUGUUGAAGGAAAACUAAAAGGUCCCAAGUUCAAGAUGCCCGAGAUGCACAUCAAGACUCCCAAGAUCUCCAUGCCUGAUGCCAGCUUCAACCUCAAAGGUCCAAGCCUAAAGGGAGACGUAGAUGUUUCUGCUCCAAAGCUAGAAGGUGAUCUGAAGGCUCCUGACAUCAGCAUUGGAGGCCCCAAGGUCGACAUUGAGGUGCCAGACGUGAACAUUCAAGGCCCAGAAGGGAAGUUCAAGAUGCCCAAGUUCAAGAUGCCCAAGUUCGGGAUGCCAGGAUUCAAAGCAGAAGGUCCAGAGGUGGAUGUGAACCUCCCAAAGGGAGAUAUUGAUUUUUCUGCUCCAAAGGUGGACAUUGAAGGUCCAGAGGUGGACAUUGAAGGUCCUGAAGGGAAAUUGAAAGGCCCCAAGUUCAAGAUGCCUGAGAUGCACAUCAAGGCACCCAAGAUCUCCAUGCCUGACAUUGACUUGAACCUGAAAGGUCCCAAAGUGAAGGGAGAUGUGGAUGUGUCUCUUCCCAAGGUAGAAGGUGAAUUGAAAGGUCCGGAACUGGAUAUCAAAGGACCCAAAGUGGACAUAGAUGUUCCUGAUGUGGACAUUGAAGGACCAGAAGGAAAACUGAAAGGUCCCAAACUGAAGAUGCCCGAGAUGCAUUUUAAGGCCCCCAAGAUCUCGAUGCCAGACUUUGACCUGAACCUGAAAGGCCCGAAAGUGAAGGGGGACGUGGACGUGUCUGUGCCGUGCGUGGAAGGUGACCUGAAAGGCCCCAAAGUGGAUGUUAAGGGUCCUGAGCUGGACAUUGGUGCCCCGGAUGUUCAAAUCGAGGGCCCAGAGGGGAAACUGAAGGGUCCCAAGUUCAAGAUGCCCGAGAUGCAUUUCAAAGCCCCCAAGAUCUCGAUGCCGGACUUUGACCUGAACCUGAAAAGUCCCAAAGUGAAGGGGGACGUGGAUGUGUCUGUGCCAAAGCUGGAGGGCGAUUUGAAAGGCCCCGAUGUUGACAUCAAAGGCCCUAAAUUGGACGUUGACCUUCCUGAUGUUGAGCUGGAAGGUCCUGAAGGGAAACUGAAGGGCCCCAAGUUCAAGAUGCCCGAGAUGCACAUCAAGGCUCCCAAGAUCUCCAUGCCCGACAUUGACUUGAACCUGAAGGGCCCCAAAGUGAAGGGAGAUGUGGAGGUGUCUCUACCCAAGGUAGAAGGUGAAUUGAAGGCACCUGAAAUAGACAUCAAAGGUCCCAAAGUUGACGUUGACCUUCCCGAUGUUGAACUGGAAGGUCCCGAGGGGAAGCUGAAGGGCCCCAAGUUCAAGAUGCCCGAGAUGCACAUCAAGGCUCCCAAGAUCUCCAUGCCUGACGUUGACUUCAACCUGAAGGGACCCAAGCUAAAGGGCGACGUAGAUGUGUCUGUCCCUAAGGUAGAGGGUGACCUAAAAUGUCCCGAUGUUGACAUCAAGGGCCCCAAAGUGGACAUUGAGGCCCCAGAUGUGAACAUUCAAGGCCCAGAAGGGAAGUUCAAGAUGCCCAAGUUCAAGAUGCCCAAGUUCGGGAUGCCGGGAUUCAAAGCAGAAGGCCCAGAGGUGGACGUGAACCUCCCAAAGGGAGAUAUUGAUGUUUCUGGCCCAAAGGUGGAUGUGGAGAUGCCGAGUGUGGACAUUGAAGGUCCUGAGGGGAAACUGAAGGGCCCCAAGUUCAAGAUGCCCGAGAUGCACAUCAAGGCUCCCAAGAUCUCCAUGCCUGACAUUGACUUGAACCUGAAAGGUCCCAAAGUGAAGGGAGAUGUGGAUGUGUCUCUACCCAAGGUAGAAGGUGAAUUGAAGGGUCCCGAAAUAGACAUCCAAGGUCCCAAAGUUGAUGUUGAUCUUCCUGAUGUAGAGCUGGAAGGUCCCGAGGGGAAGCUGAAGGGCCCCAAGUUCAAGAUGCCUGAGAUGCACAUCAAGGCUCCCAAGUUCUCCAUGCCUGACGUUGACUUCAACCUGAAGGGACCCAAGCUAAAGGGCGACGUAGAUGUGUCUGUCCCUAAGGUAGAGGGUGACCUAAAAUGUCCCGAUGUUGACAUCAAGGGCCCCAAAGUGGACAUUGAGGCCCCAGACGUGAACAUUCAAGGCCCAGAAGGGAAGUUCAAGAUGCCCAAGUUCAAGAUGCCCAAGUUCGGGAUGCCGGGAUUCAAAGCAGAAGGUCCAGAGGUGGAUGUGAACCUCCCAAAGGGAGAUAUUGAUGUUUCUGGCCCAAAGGUGGAUGUGGAGAUGCCAAGUGUGGACAUUGAAGGUCCCGAGGGGAAGCUGAAGGGCCCCAAGUUCAAGAUGCCCGAGAUGCACAUCAAGGCUCCCAAGAUCUCCAUGCCCGACAUUGACUUGAACCUGAAAGGUCCCAAAGUGAAGGGAGAUGUGGACGUGUCUGUGCCAGGAGUUGAGUGUGAACUGAAGGGUCCAGAGGUCGACAUUGGGGGCCCUAAAUUAGACAUCGAUGCUCCCAGUGUUGAUGUUGAAGGUCCAGAGGGGAAAUUCAAGCUGCCCAAGUUCAAGAUGCCCAAGUUCUCCAUGCCGGGCUUCAAAGGGGAGGGAGUGGAUGUGGAUGUGAACAUCCCCAAGGGAGACCUUGACCUCUCAGGCCCCAGCUUAGAUGUGGAGGCUCCUGAUGUGGGUGUGGAUGGGAAAGUCAAAGGUCCCAAAUUCACCAUGCCCGAAAUGCACAUCAAGGCUCCCAAGGUCUCCCUCCCUGACGUUGACUUGAACAUCAAGGGCCCCCAGCUGAAGGGAGGGGUGGAUGUCUCUGGCCCCAGGCUUGAAGGGGACUUGAAAGCCCCCAAAAUCGACGUUGAGGUUCCCGAUGUGGCCAUUGAAGGUCCCGAGGGGAAGCUGAAGGGCCCCAAGUUCAAGAUGCCCGAGAUGCACAUCAGGGCUCCCCACAUCUCCAUGCCUGACAUCGACCUCAACCUGAAGGGCCCAAAGCUUGAGGGAGGUCUGAAGGGACCUGAAAUCGAUAUCAAGGGCCCCAAAGUAGAUCUCGAGGGUCCAGAAGUCAACGGCGAUGGCCUGGAGGGCAAAAUGAAGCUGCCUAAAAUGAAGCUGCCCAAGUUUGGCCUGAAAGGAGAAGGUCCUGAUGUAGACGUGAAUCUGCCAAAGGCAGAGGUGGAUGUCUCAGGCCCCAAGGUUGACAUCAGUGUCCCGGAUGUGAGCAUCGAAGGUCCAGAGGGCAAAGUGAAAGGUCCUAAACUGAAGAUGCCAGAAGUGCACAUGAACGUCCCCAAGAUCUCGAUGCCUGAGAUCGAUCUGAACUUGAAAGGCCACAAGACCAAGGGAGGUUUCGACCUCUCUACCCCAAAGCUCGAAGGGAACCUGAAAGGUCCCGACGUUGACAUCAAAGGCCCAGAGCUUGGGAUCAAAGGCCCUGAGGUUGAUGUUGAAUGUCCUGACCUGAGCAUUGAGGGCCCGGAGGCAAACGUGAAGGUCCCCAAGUUGAAGAAGUCAAAGUUUGGGUUCGGGAUGAAGAGCCCGAAGGCAGAAGUGAAGGUCCCGGGGGCCGACGUGGAUCUACCCGAGGCAGAGCUGAACGUGGAGGCACCGGACAUCAACCUCGCAGGCAAGGGCAAGAAGAGCAAGUUCAAGAUGCCCAAACUUCACAUGAGCGGCCCUAAAGUCAAAGGCAAGAAGGGGGGGUUCGACGUCAACGCGGCCGGGGGGGACCUCGACGUGGAUGUGAGCGUAUCGGGGCCGGAUGCAGCAGGCAAAGGGGAGGUGACGGUGAAGUCUCCCAAAGGGAAGAAGCCGAUGUUUGGGAAAAUCUCCUUCCCAGAUGUUGAGUUUGACCUCAAAUCGCACCGGUUCCGAGGAGACGCUUCCAUGGCAGCCCCCAAGAUCGAGGGGGAGCUCAAAGGGCCGGAGCUGGACGUGGCUGUGCCGGCGCUCAAAGGGGACCUGAAAGGUCCAAGUCUCAACGUGGACGUUGAAGCUCCUGAUGUGAGCGUGAAGAAGCCCAAGUUCAACCUCCCCAGUGGGCAGAUGGGAGCAGGGGGGUUGAAAAUGGAAGGAGCCUCCAUUGACGUUGGGGUUCCCUCAAUCCCAGUGCCAGACGUUGAGUUCAAUGGGAAAGGACCAAAGGGUGAGGUCAACGUUCCUGGAGCAGAACUGGAAGGUCCCGAAGGGAAACUGAAGGUGGGAACAACGGGUCUGGGUCUGGGAAUGCCGGAUGUGAACCUGGAUGUGUCCGUCCCAGCAAUGGAAGGAAGCCUGAGCCUCCCUUCGGCUGAUGCCAGCCUCCGAGGGGUGGAUGUGAAGCUCCAAGGGCCCCAAAUCUCUGGCCCUGAGUUUGAUGCAAACCUGAAAGGACCAAAGCUAAAGGGAGAUGUGGACGCUUCGAGUUCCCUGGAAGGGCCCAAGGUCAGCCUGGAUGCACCGGGAAUUGACCUGGGAGGCUUGGGAGGGAAACUGAAGCUGCCCAAGUUCAAGUCCCCAACGAUGGAGGGACCGGACCUGAAGGGAGGCAUCGAGGGCUCCAUGGAGGCAAAAGCCCCGGGGGCAAAUCUCAACCUGGGCACUGCAGGCGUUGACAUCAGAGGGCCCUCAAUGGAUGCUUCAGCCCCGGAUCUGGAUGUGAACCUGAAAGGACCAAAGUUGAAAGGAGACUUGGAUGUGCAAUGCCCCAAAGCACCGGUGGCUGCACCCGACACCGGCUUCGAGAUCCUGGGUGGCACCAUCAAGCUCCCAUCCCUCAAACUCCCCCAGUUCGGCCUUUCCGGCCCCAGUGUGGAUGGAGCCGAUGUUGGCAUCAGCCUCGAAGGUCCACAAGUGAAAGGAGGCCUGAAGGGCUCCGGGGCUGGCGUUGGGCUGGAAGGACCCAAUGUGGAAGUGAAAGGGCCUCAAGUUUCCCUCCCGGAUGCUGAGCUGAAGCUGAAAGGACCAAACCUGGAUGUCACCGGUGAGAUCAGAGCUCCAAAAGUCACCAUGGAAGCGCCUCAUGUGGGUACCAAAGAGCCCAGCGCUGGCGUCCACAUGGAUGCUCCGGCCAUGGAUGCGUCUGCACUGAAAGGGUCCGGGUUGAACGUCAACGUGAAAGGGCCAAAGCUCCACAUCAGCGGCUCAAAGGGAGGCGCUGGGGUCAACGUGGGUACCCCAGAACCCAGCCUGGGCAAAGUUUCCUUCCCCAAGCUGCGGAUGCCCAAGUUUGUGUUUUCCGACCCGGAGGUGAAGGGCAGGGAGAUGGGGGUGGACGUGGAGUUCCCCGAUGCCCCCAUCCAGGCCGGGGCCACGGAGCUGGAGCUGGAAGACGCCGACGUCCGCUUGAAGAAACCCAAGCUCAAGAUGCCCAAGUUCAACUUCUCCAAGCAGAAAGGGAAGAGCAGCGGGAGCCUGGGCUCCCCGGAGGCAUCGGGGUCCAGAGGGGACCUGAAGAGCUCCAAGGGCAGUUUGGGCUCAGCGGAAGGGGAGCUGGAUGGGGCCAAGGCCAAGUUCUCCUUGUUCAAGAGCAGGAAGCCGCGGCACCGAUCGUCGUCGUUCAGCGACGAGCGCUCGGCCCAUUCCCCACCAUUGGGAGCGCUGGAGCCGGAUACCGGUGACAAAGGCAAACAGGGCAGGAUGAAAUUCGGGACGUUCGGGGGUAUCGGCUCCAAAACCAAAGGCUCCUACGAGGUGACCGCCAGCGACGAGGAGCUGCCCAAGGCGCCCGGUGCCACCAAGAAGUCGCGGUUGUCGUCGUCCUCCAGCACCGACAGCGCAACCAAAGGCGGCUUCCGCAUGCCCGGCGUGGAGCUGACGGUGGCCAAGAGGAAGGAGCAGGCGGGCUGCACGUAGGGGCCGUUGUACAUAGGGAGCCCCGUAUGGGUCUGUAGAUACGUUUUGUAGCUCGGGC